This is a messenger RNA of Archocentrus centrarchus (flier cichlid), 3425 nucleotides long. RefSeq names its product chromosome 19 C10orf90 homolog (gene c19h10orf90). Gene Ontology annotation, cellular component: centrosome; centriole; cytosol. Bases 319 to 2931 code for a protein of 870 amino acids. The record is from RefSeq and is a predicted model, not a curated record. NCBI's taxonomy places the organism in Eukaryota, Metazoa, Chordata, Actinopteri, Cichliformes, Cichlidae. The transcript is spliced from 11 exons. Gene Ontology annotation, biological process: regulation of centriole replication. Gene Ontology annotation, molecular function: microtubule binding.
UGCUACAUGCUUGGCUGGAGACAGGACCCAGUAGCACCUACUUUAUAUCAAGAAAGACAGUGUUUACUUCCUAAACACUAAAGAGGGAGGAGAAUUUGACUCAAGUGGAAAAGGACUGUUUAUCAGUAACUGGAUCUGUAACAAAGAUGACCUCGAUCAUUACUGUAGCUGCUAAUUCCUUGCAGUGCAUUUCUGGCAUGCCUCUUGUCAAGAAGUCAGGUUGAGCCAGAAGUUUCUCAUUAAUACCUCCACAGUAAAAGGCUUUUAUUAAAGGGCUGAAACUUGAGAGCUGUGAGUGGUUACCUAAGCUCUAGAGGGAUGACUCUCCGCAGGCCAGCUGCUCAACAAAGGAGGACUCCAAGCUGGAGGAGAUCAGGAGAUGAGUCCUACUGGGAGAGCUUGAUGUCAGAAGGGGAGGGUUUGCCCACUGUUUCUCAUCCACCACGUGCGCGUCGGCCCCAGAGCGCCAUUGAAGGUGGCCAGCUGGACAGCUGGCUAGAGCACCUGCAGGCUAUGCAGAGCAAACUUAGAGGCCCAGCUCAUAAUCAGGCUCAAGUGUUCAAUGAUCGAACAACAUCCAUGCCUGUUCUCAACAAAGAGCCAACUGGACGUGCUUGGAGACACAUGGGCGUCCCCUUAUUCAGCGGGGUCUCAUCCUCAUGCGGCAGUUCAAGCCUAUGUGACAGUUCACUGGGCAGCCAGGAGUCCCUCCAAACUGGGGUUUUUUCACCUCCAGAGCGCAGAGGAAGCUGGGAGAGAGCUCAUAUCAUGCAGGCUCCAAAGAAGGAACAAGCUCAACUUAGUUAUCUUUCUCCAGUCAAAACUGGAUGGCUGCCAAUCCAAAGAAGAGUGAUGAUGGUGGCUGACACUUGCAACCAAAACCAACCUUUGGACCAUGCUGCUGGACAUGUGAAACUGAAACAACCCAUUACUCCAACAUUUCAGAAGAAUCACGCAACGCCCAAGGCACAGGAUGGAGAGCUGCAGAGAAGGCCCGCCAGUCCCGGUGCUCUGGGUGUGAAGAUGUGGCAGGCACCUGAUCCAGACGCUCCUAUUAUUAAACAGGUGCCAGAAAAAUGUAGCUUUCCUGCAAAUGUAGGGGACAGACCUGUCGGCUGGCAAGCUCUGAGGAGGGGCUGGAAUACCGGCAGGGUGUCAGCUUUCCCUGGAGGCAGUAAGUCCAAGGAGCUCCCCACAGGGACCGACUCCGACCCUAAUAAGAAAUCCCUUUUGAUGAAAAGGCAUCCUCCUCUGCAUCGCACAACUUCUGCAAUGGCCCCACCGUGCGGGACAAACAAUAGUCCACAAACUUCACACAUACAGACAAGUUCUGCUGUGGCAACGCACAUCCCUCAGAACAAAGCUGGCUUCUCCUCCAUUACCAUCUCCUCCAGAAAGGUGAGCAGGACAGCUAGUCUACCUGGCUCUGAUACCAGCAACCACUCUUUCCAGACAAGUGAGUCUCCUUCUCCUCUGAGCAGCCUUGACCACCAGCCUAUGGACCCAAACUCCAGGCAUUUAACAGUGCAACGGAAAGCCACUAUAAUCAAAGUGACAGAGAAAAGAGUGAUUUCAAGCCCCGUACCAAACACAAACAGGCCAGGGACACCACCAGGAAGCAAUGGUCUGGACACAGUGGUGCACAGAAGGAAGGCCACCAUCAUCAAAGUGACAGAGCACAGGGAAAGCUGCAGUCCAGGCAAACUGAGGGCCAAGUACCCAGAGUACAGACACAGCUAUACUGAGGGGAUGUAUAUGGGCAACAACACAUGGAGUCAGGGAAAUCAUUCACAAAAUAAUGAAGAGACUUCUUAUUGCCAUCUGAAUUCCACCCCAAACUCUGCAGCACCAAAUACAUUUCCUUCAGAUCCAGAGAAAAAUGGCUCACGGCACAGAUCCACACUGAGUCUUUUCCUGACCAACCCUCCUGCUGCAGCAGGACCCGCUUCCUCAGAGGUUUCUCCAAAGGCUCUUGGAAAGCAAUCGGGCAGGCCGCACAGACCACUGAGCUGGUACGGCAAUGUGAUUGGACACACUGAGAUGAGUAAGGCGAAUGUGACACAACCAUCUGCCAGGAAAUGGAGCUUUGGGGUUCCACGAGAGACCAGUAUCAACCCUAUGAACUCUGACAGUUGUUUCAUCAGUCCUGGAAAAGCAGUGAAAGGAACGGGUCAUCUUGUGGCAGACACACUUAAGUCAAAGGGCGAUGAAAAAGAAAGAUUGCCACUGCAAAAAACUACAACACAGACAGAGUCCUCCAGUCUAACUCUCUUCAAGGCCCCGGAUCCCCACUCCCAACAGUCUCCAGAGGAAGUGAUUGCCCUCAACGCAGCUGCAAUCAUAGCAAAUAUCAAACUCCAAAGACAACUUAGUCAGAAGACAAAACCAAAUGGCGACUCUGCGAAGGAUUCAGCCGCAUCACCCCAGGGAAAUUCUGUGACAGACGUGGGGGAACGUGCAAAGCCUCAUCCUGAUCAAAGUCCAGUCCGACGCUUUAACCGGCCUCAUGCUGAAUUUGUUCCGCUGAGUCUGGACCCUGAAAGGUCACCUGAAACUGUUUCUCUUCAGCACGCGUUGCAGAGGUUGAGACCAGACUUCAUCAGUCGUUCCCAAGGCAGAGUGCAAGAGCUGGAGCGAAAGGCGCAGGCGAGAAGGAAACUGUCAAAUUCAGUAGGCCCACAGUCGGAGAAGGCAGUCAGGCGGAGGAGAGUUCUCAGCACCGGGUCUACCUCUCUGAACGGUGACCUUUUCACACACACAGACAGAGCCAUCCCUAGAAAAGAGAUGCAGCCCAGAUCCAAGCUGACGCCCGCAGAGCUCAAGAGAAAAAAAGACGAAGAAAGGAGAGAAGUCAGUUUGAACAACAGAUAUCAAGCGGAGCUUUACAAAACGAAAUUGCUGGAUCAAGUUCUUCAAAGGAGCAACAACUAAAUGACUGAUCACAGAUGAAGAUGUUGAAAUAAAGACAGGUUAAACUGCUUAAAAAAGUGAAUACACUUGGGCAGAGUCCUUAUGGAUUCUAGAAACAUUUUCGAAACAGCAGCGCCUGCUGUUUAAAUGACCUUUAAAUGCUCUGCCACUUGGUCGUCUCAGCCACCCUUGUGGUAUGCAAUUGCUAAUAAAGGUUGCUGAAGGUUGAGAGUAUGAAAUCAUGUCUGGACAGUCUGCUGUGGUUGUAAUCAAAUAUCACAUUCACCUAUACGGUUUUGAUUAACUUCUGAGCUGGCUGUUCAUGCAGUUUCUUGUCUUGUUUUCACUUGAUUGCAAAUUGCCUUUGUUUUGAGAAUAUGCCGUGUAAUUGGGUGCAGAAUAAACAUCCCACUGCAGUUGUGUCUUCUGACAGUCACUUUCACGUGAUCUCAUGUGAUUUGAAGCAGUACUGUAAACCAGAAUCAUUUAUUAUGCCUCACAGUCCCACCCAGGAC